Ostreococcus tauri is the source of this 1050-nucleotide messenger RNA. RefSeq lists its product as uncharacterized. The coding region runs from base 1 to 1050 and encodes 349 amino acids. Lineage: Eukaryota; Viridiplantae; Chlorophyta; Mamiellophyceae; Mamiellales; Bathycoccaceae. The transcript has a single exon. The record is from RefSeq and is a predicted model, not a curated record.
AUGGCGCGUCAACGCGGCGUCGAUCGACGAGACGGCGUCCUCGCAUUUGUCAUCGCCGCGCUCGCUAUCAUCCACACGCGCAUCGUCACGAAACUUCGCAAUGCGCUCGAUGAACAUGAGCGAGAGAAGCGACGGCUCCAGAGCAUCCUGCGCGUGCGGGACGCGCCGCGCGCGCACGGUGACGGCCUGUUCGAACCAAUAGGUGUCGCGCGAUCGUCGUUCAGUCGACGAAACGGGACGCCACGCCAAGGCGGGGCUUUGGUUCCGCUCGCGAGGUGUGAGAUCAAGCUCGAGGCGAAGCUCCCGCGAGCGCUCUUGGAGGGCCUGGAGGAGUACUCGCACGCGUGGGUGAUUUACGUCUUUCACGCCAACACGAAUCUGACGGGAACGAGAGCAGGAGGGGCGGCAAAGGGGAAGGUUUCGGUGCCACGACUCGACGGUGGACGCGUCGGGGCGCUGGCGACGCGAACGCCGCACAGGCCGGUGCCGGUGGGACUUUCGGUGGGAACUGUUGAGCGUGUGGACACCGAGCGAGGCGUCGUGGUUUUGGGGGGGAUGGAUUUGGUCGAUGGCACGCCCGUUUUGGAUAUUAAGCCGUACGUGCCAUUUUGCGAUUCUAUCGACGGUGCGAAGGCGCCGAACUGGGUCGGGAGGGAGGCGGUUGGAAAGGAUGAGCCGCUGAAAAUUGAGCGCGUUGAUUUCGCCGAGCGGGCAUCCGCGCCGCUCUCAAGCUCGUUCGUUCGGAGCUCGUCGGCAAAAGCUUUAUAUUCGGGGGUCGAUGCGUUCAAAUCAUUCGUCAAGGAGGUAUUGUCGUACGACAUUCGAUCGAUUCGCGAGCGCAACGCGCCGCCAGAGAAGCGAAAAUUCGAUACGUAUCGAGUCAUCCUCUGCGAUGUCGAGGUCGAGUAUACAAUCACCGAUCGCGUGGUUGAGGUCAUAGGCGCCACGGCUAUUCCUCAUGAAGUUUUCGACGAUUUCGAACGCGCGAAAGCCGAGAUUGAGGCGCGAGAGGCGCUUGGUGAGCUUCCGAAGAGAAGGGCAGCAAAGUAG